AUGAGCACCGGCGCCGCCCACCCCAGCCUAAUCCACCUAAAUCCACUCGCUUCAUCUCCUUCUCCCGCCAUUCCCACCAACUCCCCUUCGCGUACAGUGGCGUUUACGACGCCUCAGAACUAUGCCGGCAGCCUUUCAAACCUCCUCUCUCUCAAAGGCUUCGACCCCCUCUGGUGCCCCACCGUCACCGUCCACCCAACUCCCCUCGCCAUCAAAUCCCAUCUCCUUCCUCCAAAUCUCCAUUUCUACUCCGCUGUCGCCUUCACCUCCCGCUCUGGCAUCACAGCCCUCCUCGACGCUGCUACUGAGAUCGACGACCCCUUGCUAUCGCCUCAGGGCGACACUUUUCUAAUCGCAGCCCUAGGUAAGGACUCGGAGCUUCUCGAUCAUGGAGUUCUUUCCAAAUUUUGCCCUAACACGAGCCGAAUUAGAGUCGUCGUACCUAAAAUAGCCACGCCGAGUGGUCUAGUGGAGGCUCUUGGGAUUGGAAACCACCGUAGGGUUCUGUGUCCGGUUCCUCGCGUCGUGGGGCUGAACGAGCCUCCGGUGGUUCCAAACUUCCUCCGCGACCUCGCGGCGAGCGGGUGGGUUCCGGUUCGUGUCGAUGCCUACGAGACCCGGUGGGCCGGACCCGAGUGCGCGAGGAUGCUGGUGAAGAGAGGGGAGGAUGAGAAAUUGGAUGCCAUUGUGUUUACUAGUACUGGGGAAGUGGAGGGGCUGCUAAAAAGCUUGAGGACUUUGGGAUUGAAGUGGGAGAUGAUGAGAAAAAAGUGGCCGGAAAUGGUGUUGGCGGCGCACGGUCCGGUGACGGCGGCGGGAGCUGAGAGGCUCGGCGUUAAGAUUGAUUUGGUGAGUUCUAAAUUCGACAGCUUCAAUGGUGUGGUCGAUGCUCUUCAUUCGAGAUGGCAGAGCUUAGAACAGAACCCUGAGUAA
This is a messenger RNA of Cucurbita maxima (winter squash), 933 nucleotides long. RefSeq lists its product as uncharacterized. The transcript has a single exon. The coding region runs from base 1 to 933 and encodes 310 amino acids. Gene Ontology annotation, biological process: tetrapyrrole biosynthetic process. Lineage: Eukaryota; Viridiplantae; Streptophyta; Magnoliopsida; Cucurbitales; Cucurbitaceae. The record is from RefSeq and is a predicted model, not a curated record. Gene Ontology annotation, molecular function: uroporphyrinogen-III synthase activity.